AGAGGAAUGGCUUUUUCGUACUGAAAUCUGAACCCGCUCCUCACUGGUUCACCCCUCGAUUUGGAUAACCUCCGCAGCGAGGAAGAGAACGCGAAAUUCUUCAUAAUCCUCUGAAGAAAACUACAACACAAGAUGGCUGCAAAUAAGCCCAAGGGUCAGAAUUCUUUGGCCUUACACAAAGUGAUCAUGGUGGGCAGUGGUGGUGUAGGCAAGUCUGCGCUGACUCUGCAGUUCAUGUAUGAUGAGUUUGUGGAGGACUAUGAGCCUACCAAAGCUGACAGCUACAGGAAGAAGGUGGUGUUGGAUGGGGAGGAAGUGCAGAUCGAUAUUUUAGACACUGCGGGCCAGGAGGAUUAUGCCGCCAUUAGAGACAACUACUUCCGAAGUGGGGAGGGCUUCCUCUGCGUCUUCUCUAUUACAGAGCUGGAAUCCUUUGCAGCCACAGCUGACUUCAGGGAGCAGAUUUUAAGAGUAAAAGAAGAUGAGAAUGUUCCAUUUCUACUGGUUGGCAACAAGUCGGAUCUAGAAGAUAAAAGGCAGGUUUCUGUAGAAGAGGCAAAAAACAGAGCGGACCAGUGGAAUGUAAACUAUGUGGAAACAUCUGCUAAAACCCGAGCUAAUGUUGACAAGGUAUUUUUUGAUUUAAUGAGGGAAAUUCGAGCCAGAAAGAUGGAAGACAGCAAAGAAAAGAACGGAAAAAAGAAGAGGAAAAGUUUAGCCAAGAGAAUCAGAGAAAGAUGCUGCAUUUUAUAAUCAAAGCCCAAACUUCUUUCUUAUCUUGACCAUACUAAUAAAUAUAAUUUAUAAGCAUUGCCAUUUGAAGGCUCAAUUGACUGAAAUUACUUUAACAUUUUGGAAAUUGUUAUGUAUCACUAAAAGCAUGAAUUGGAACUGCACUGAAAGUCAAAUUCACUUAAAAAAGAAAUUAAUGUGGCUUCACCAAGAAGCAGAGUUCAACUCCUUUCAUAAUUGCCUCCAUUUCUCACAGUCCUGAAUGUAGCGGGAGCUUGUUUCUUGGCAGUCCUUCUGUCUUGAACUGUUAAAUAAAGAGGUGAGAUGGGGUGGGGGCCGGGAGGAAAGGCCAGUUGCUUGAGUGUUUAUGAUAAAGCCUAAAUUUUAUAUCAUUUAAAAAUGUCUUGGUCUUCUGCUGCCUUGAUAAAUGACAAUUGUGAAUAUGAUAGUUGAACUGUCACUUUUAAAACCAUUGUUAUGCAAAAUAUAGAGGAAAAAGUUA
Dipodomys ordii (Ord's kangaroo rat) is the source of this 1234-nucleotide messenger RNA. RefSeq names its product v-ral simian leukemia viral oncogene homolog A (ras related) (gene Rala). NCBI's taxonomy places the organism in Eukaryota, Metazoa, Chordata, Mammalia, Rodentia, Heteromyidae. The transcript has 5 exons. Gene Ontology annotation, biological process: Ras protein signal transduction; regulation of exocytosis. Gene Ontology annotation, molecular function: GTPase activity; GDP binding; GTP binding. Bases 133 to 753 code for a protein of 206 amino acids. Gene Ontology annotation, cellular component: plasma membrane. The record is from RefSeq and is a predicted model, not a curated record.